Molecule: messenger RNA, 5743 nt
Organism: Penaeus chinensis
Lineage: Eukaryota; Metazoa; Arthropoda; Malacostraca; Decapoda; Penaeidae
Product: putative fatty acyl-CoA reductase CG5065
Exons: 8
Coding region: 1151-2785 (544 amino acids)
Biological process (GO): long-chain fatty-acyl-CoA metabolic process
Cellular component (GO): peroxisome
Molecular function (GO): alcohol-forming very long-chain fatty acyl-CoA reductase (NADP+) activity
Source: RefSeq, a predicted model, not a curated record
AUAUAAAUAUGGAAUAAUGAAUCUAAGUCACUAAACUUACAAUUUUUUUCUUCAAAUAUGAUCAAGUAAUGAAAUUUCACUGACACUAUACACAGUAUUGGCGAGGAGUAAUGGUGACUAAACCUAAAAGACUUUACCUAUGCUGACAAAUUUGGCAAUUGCAACGCUUAUACAGACGAAUAUCACCUGACACAUCCAGUGACACCAUAAACACAAUAUUCCAUCACUGAGCUGACACCGCAGUUUACCUUAUCGUGCUAGUGUAUGUAUUGCUUGUUCACGUCAGCAUGAACAAGCUGGUUUUGCAACACUAUGAUUCCAAAACAGUUCAUCGUAACAUGCCUUGUGUUUUGAUAAUAUCACUUUCAGCAGAAUAGAGAGAAACAUUCGACAAUUCUUUGGUUGUUCCGUUUCAUGGCCGGAUAACAAGGUAUGUAUUCCCGGAUGGCAGCAUUCCAUUUACAAAAUUAUCAAUAUCUAUGCCGUAAUGUUGAUCUAACUCGGUCUUCAACACUGUCCAGAUGGUAUGCAGAUUUUCUCAAGGUGCUUAGGCUUCGAGGUGAGUAUUUUUGUUUGUUUCUGAUCAAGCUUCAACAUUUAUGACGUCACGGCCAAGGACUGACGGCUUAGCCAAUGAGCUUCCUUGUUUACACAUGUGACGUAAGCGAUGGCCGACGCAAGUCUUAGCGGACGCUUGAGCCCGUGUGUAGAAGAAAAAGUGGAGAAAGUCGCGCUCCUGCCCGCCACAAGCCUCUCCCACAGCCGUUGGCGCUGGUGAAGUGAUCUUUUGCUUUGCUAUCUCACAACGCAUAUAAUCGACUGACCUGUCACUUUCAGUUGCAACAGGAGAAAGGGUCAAGUGUGGCUAGGCCGUGACGUCAUAAAUUCCGCCCACUGUGAUUGGUUUGAGCAGAGUAAGGGGGCGUGGCUAAGACGAUCCCUACCGUGGUCAGCCACUCAAACCUUUCGUCUUCAGUUGCUGUGGAGGAGUGUAGUGGAGAGGUUGAGUCGACUCGUGCUCUUCUUAAACACGUGACUUGGAACGUUGACAACCUCUCGAGGAUAAGUUCAUCAGUGCAAAAGUGUGUCCGGGGAUUUGAGUGCGCGAGCAACUUGUCCGGGAAGUGUGUUUAGGCGAGGAGACUCCACCAUGACGGACCUUGGCCUGAGCGAGGUGACGGAAUGGUACCGCAACAAGACCAUUUUCAUCACAGGAGGGACGGGCUUCAUGGGGAAGGUCCUCGUCGAGAAAUUGCUCAGGUCGUGCCCCGUCAGGAGGAUUUAUCUCCUCAUGCGGCCCAAGCGAGGGGUGGACGUCAACCAGCGCCUCGACGACAUGUUCAACUACAGGGGCAGCGAAUCCUCUCACGGCUCGUCAAUGAACGGGGCCCGGUUUAACAGGACCACGUUAUUCGACAAAAUCAAGGAGUCGCAGCCGGAGGUUUUGCAGAAGGUCUUCGCGGUGAAGGGCGACAUCACGAUGGAGGGCCUCGGGCUGAGCGACGAGGACGAGGCGCGCUUGGCCGACGAGGUGAACGUCCUCUUCCACGCCGCUGCCACCAUUAACUUCACCGAGCCCAUGCGAGUGGCCGUCAACAUGAACAUGCUGGGCACCAAAAGAGUCGUCAGUCUCGCACGCAAGAUGAGGAACCUACAGGCCCUGGUGCACGUGUCCACUGCCUACGGGAACUGCCACGUGCCCGAAGUGUACGAGGAGCUCUACCCCGCGCCCAUCGACCCCGGCCGCCUCAUCCAGCUGACGGAGUGGCUGGACGACAAGCUCCUGGAGGACAUCACGCCCCGCCUGGUGGAGCCUCGACCCAACACCUACACCUUCACCAAAGCCCUCGCCGAACACCUGCUGGUCAACGACGGGGAGGGGCUGCCAAUCACCAUCAUCCGGCCCUCGAUCGUGUGUGGCUCGUGGAGAGAACCCAUCCCCGGCUGGGUGGACAACCUCUUCGCGUUCACGGGGCUUCUGGUGGGCAUGGGCAAGGGCGUCCUGCGUUCCCUCUACGUCAGCAACGGCAUCAAGCUCGACUUCAUUCCGGUCGACGUCCCCAUCAACCUCAUGAUCGUGUCGGCUUGGAACACGGCCGUCGGCAGAUACAAGCCAGAAAACGUCCCCAUCUACUGCUGCUCCACCGGAACUGACCAGCCCCUGACGAUCGAGGAGCUGGCAGAACACCUGAAGAAGUCGGUGCGCAAAUACCCCUUCAACUACCCCCUGUGGUAUCCGGACGGCUCAGCCAAGAACAUCAAAUUCCUGCAUCAGCUCCACGUCUACGCGGUGAACAUCAUCCCAGCUUACAUCGCCGACACCAUCAUGAGAAUCUUGGGGAGAAAGCCCAUCGCCGUGAAGCUGUGCAACAAGAUGGUCAAGGCCGUGAGCGCCCUGGAGUACUUCAUGCUGCGCGACUGGACCUUCCACACCUCGAAGACCAACGCCCUCUGGCGGUCCCUCAGCCCCACCGACCAGGACAUCUACCACUUCAGCGUCAAGGACCUCGACUGGGACACGUACAUCCAGACGUACCAGAAGGGCUGCAAGCAGUACAUCAUGAAGGAGGAGCUCUCGACCAUCCCCUUCGCCAAGAAGAUGAUGACGCGGAUGCACGUCCUGCACCGCAUCGUCCAGCUGUGCCUCAUGUACGGCGUGUGGUGCCUGCUGUCCACCGACACCGCCUCCGCCUUCUACUCCGCCUGCUUCAACGGCGCCUCCCAGCUGCUGUCCCUCACCCCGGCCUUCGUCGCGGCGGAGGAGGCGGCGGCGACCGGCUCGUAGGGCCUCGCGCAUGUGCCCCAGCUUCCACAACCCAUCAGCCAGUGCCCAGAGGCCCAGUCCAGCCACCACACGCGCAUCCAAGGCCUGUCAGCUGGUGUUGAGGUCGCGGUGAAGUCAUCCAGGAGGUCACUCUCGCUGAGACGCCUCACUGACACUAGCAUCUACCUCGUGAGCUCUGGAGGAGGCGCAGGGGAGGACCUCACCUCAUGCGCCCCAAUCAGUAGGGCAUUUUGCUUGCUACCUUAGUUGGUUCUUCUUAGCGAGUGAUCAGCGAGUGUCUGUAGAUUCAUCCCCAAGAAUUGUACAGGAUUUUUUGAAAGAAAAGGAUAUGAUGUGCUCAUUUUACUUCUUAUGGGAAAAAAAUUUACCAGUAUCGGACUUUACCGUAUCGAGUCGCCUUUAUUCGUCUCCAAAAGGGUUGUAUUUGUUUUCAUAAUUUUGUCUCCAUUGUCUUUUUGGGCACUAACUUUUCCCCGCGAGUUGCACUAGGUCGCUCAACAUCACGUGAACAAGUGCUCAAGUACCAGACUUUUAAGGUAACCCAAGGUAUUCCCUGUAUAAUACCACCUUGUAUAUAGUGUUUUUUCUUUCUUUUUUCUUUUUUAGUGGAAGAUGUUCUGCCCCAAAGACUUAAUGAAUCACAUGCCAUUUUAUCGAUGGACAUACAAUGAAAGACUUUUUAUCACAAAGUAUUUUUUUUAACGUUUGCACACUUCUUUGUUAUAUCACGCUGUUAUGUUUGUUUUUUUGUCAUGAUGGCGGUUACUUGAAAAUAAUAUUUAUAGGUUUAGAUUGUAUUCUAUUGUGACAGUAUAGUGUAAUCUGUAACUGUUGAACAAACUAUUCUCAUCUGCUGACAGAUAAAUUGCCUUCAAUUUUUUUUUUUUUGUACAUUCGUGUUCUCCAUAUUUUUUGUCUUUAUGUCAGUUUUAGUAUAUUGACUAUAUAGUUGUUAGGAAUCACUGCUUAACCUGGAUUGAAAAUGACAGCUUUGUGUGACCCCCUCAGACAUUAGGUUGACAUUUCGAGGGCUGAGAUGUUUAAUGUGAAGGAAAUUUAUGCAUAUUUGGUUCAAAAUUUGAGGGCUAUAAUAUUUGGCAUGAAAGAAUGAUAUUGUGAACUUCAAUGUAGCCGUUUUCUCAUCCCAAUGUACUCAAGUCUCUUGCACUUAUAAAGGGGCUCAUCUAGAAGAUAUAUUGAAAGUGGACCUACGUGUAAGGUUUGUUUAUUGUUUUUUAAUAUAUAUUUUUACGAUGUACAUAGUCCUCUGUAUUUCCAAACUUUGGCAUGCUUUGAAAACACACGAUUAUUCAUUGGCUUGUUGAAGAUUUAGGCAUUCUUUGUAUACAGUUUAGAUAGAAAAUAUGAAGGGUAUUUAACCUGUAAUAUCUACUUUUCAAGCGAGAAUUUCUCUCUCUCUCUCUCUCUCUCUCUCUCUCUCUCUCUCUCUCUCUCUCUCUCUCUCUCUCUCUCUCUCUCUCUCUCUCUCUCUCUCUCUCUCUCUCUCUCUUUCUCUUUCUCUCUCUUUCUUUCCCUCUCUUUCUCUCUUUCUCUCUUUCUCUCUUUCUCUCUCUUUCCCUCUUUCCCCCUCCCCCUCCUUCUCUCUCCUUAAAGACUUGGAAAUUACAUAUUACAUGUGCUCGGUGUUUAAACUUUACAUUACGCACGAGGAAAAAGGCAGUGUUGUUGUAUUGCCGUGUGUAUGAUAGGGUCGACACUCAGGACUCACCUCUCCGUUUUGUUUAUAUAUCCAGGCUCUAGCAGCUCGCUCUCUACCCCUUCUUGAUUUUGAAGGAUUUUUUUUCUCCCUUUUCGUUUUUGUGUGUUUUUUUUUUUUCAAUUUUUAAAUCCAGUAUUCAGACUUGUAUAAGUGACUUCCCAUGUAUUGUCCAUCUCUACUGUUUAGAUUCACUUUAUAGCUAAUUAUGUAUGUUUUUGUUUUUUUUUCUCUCUCUCUCUGUCUGUUCAAAGGGGGGGUGAACAUGUACCUUCACUCUAGCGAGUCAGAUGGUUGUAAACAGUAUUUCGAAUUCACUGGUGUAUUUCAGAUCGAAGAACCAUAUAAAACAGGAUAAAAAAAAAAGCCUCGGUAUUCAACAAAGUGAAUUUAUUUCGCUCUGGAGAAAAUGAUCAAAAUUCGCCGACAAUGAGGACGCCUAUUUACGAAGACUUACUGAUGACUUCAUUAACUAUCAACUCUUUUUAAUAAGUCGUCGAAAGCGCAUUUUCUCGGUUAUCCAGGAGCCAGAGAGCGUCGUAGGCAGUCGAUGAAACGCUGGACUGCACAAUCUACCCACUCGGUGCGCUGUUUAUUCCUGUGUUCUUCAGGUUGUUAGGAAGUCGUCCUCAAGAAUGCCCAAUACACCAGGUUUAUUGAUUAAAAAAAAAAAGGUUAUUCAGCACCUGUUGAGGCUUCGAGGUGCUGUUCGUUGUACAUAGUUUAGAUGAUACUUGUGUAUUCCCAUUUUACAUAUUAUUUUGUACUGUACUAAUUAAUUCCUCUAUUAUAAGGGUAAUUAAUGUGUUUUUUUUCAUUUUAUUAUUUUAGUUUUUCAUUUCCUUUUCGCUAUCUUUUUAUUUUAGUGUUUCAUUUCAUUUAUAUAUAUUUUGCCAUUAUUAUUAUUAUUAUUAUUAUUAUUAUUAUUAUUUCUCUUAGAAACCAUCAUGAGUGUACAUGAUACAUAUCAACCAAAUCCACUUUCAUUAGAGGAUAUAUUUAUAUAUCUAUAUCAUUUUACUCUACCAAUUUUAAUGUACUAAUGAAUUAAAAUUUUAUUACCGUGUUUUAUAAUAAAUUCAUCCCUUAAGGUUCAAUCUGUAUAGUUUACACGUUUUUUUUUUCAAUGAAUUUUUAUGUAAUGUUUGUGAGAUCCGAAAGCCACGUGUCUUUAGAAUGUGACAUUGUACUUGUAUAUUGUAGCUCUGAUUUUCAUUAAAAAAUUAACAAUAUAAUUAAAA